Messenger RNA from Bactrocera latifrons, 906 nucleotides. RefSeq lists its product as uncharacterized. The transcript is spliced from 3 exons. Bases 1 to 906 code for a protein of 301 amino acids. The record is from RefSeq and is a predicted model, not a curated record. NCBI's taxonomy places the organism in Eukaryota, Metazoa, Arthropoda, Insecta, Diptera, Tephritidae. Gene Ontology annotation, cellular component: nucleus.
AUGGGGACCCACCCCGUAAAGGAUUCGGAUCCUACCAUCUUGGUGAAGACUGUGGAGCGGGCGAGCUCAACCGCCAAUUUCUUACCGGCUUAUGGCAAAUACUUCUGCCUGGAAAAUGCUCGAGAACUCUCCCAUGGGUCAAAAACAACAACACCAGAGCAAUAUGAAAAAUUGGCUGAUAUAAUGGCAACCAAACGAGAUAUUGCGCAGGGCUUCCAACAGCGACCGAAGGAAGAAGUGAAGGAGUUUUGGGAGAAAAUUGCAAAUGCCCUAAAUGCACUUGGUCCACGAUCAAAAGACUCCAGUACAUGGAGAAACGUGUGGAUUGACUGGAAGUGCUAUAUAAAACGCAAGCUGUCUGCAAAUAAAAAGGAGAUUAUGAGCACAGGUGGAGGUCAAUGUCGCUUGCAACGUAUAAGCCCACUUGAGGAGRAGGUUAUAGCUUUGACGGGGUUGGAAACUUGUACAAGUGGAAUAAGAUGUGCGCGGGAUUAUGGCGAUAGUGCGCAGGUACAAGACGUUGCCCAAACCUCCGAAAUGRACAUUUCCGCAUGUUCGGAGGAUCGAAAUGAAAUUCCUUCAUGCAGCAGAUUUAGCAGCCAGCGCAGAGAAAGAACUGAUAAGGAGAGCGCUUCUUCCUUACUCAACGAACAAAUUGCUCUCCAGAAACAGUUUUACGAGGACACCAAAAACCAUAAUGAAGCUGCAGUUAGUAAAAUGGAAGAAAUGGUGACAUAUUUACRUCGCAUGAAUCGUUCUUUAGAAUGUAUGGCGGACACCGCAUUGAAGCAACUACAAGAACWGAAACGACACAAUAAAAUUAAGGAAGAAUUGGUAAGGGAAAAAGUGGAAAUAAAGAUGCMGAUGCUAAAGCUAGAUCCAAAUUAUAAAUCAGAUUCGAAGUAA